AUGUCUUCUCCUCCUCCAUAUAGUGAGGUACAGGAGUCGGCCCGAGUUCGGGCUCGACCAACACAGCCUUUCCUCGCUGGUGAGGUCGUUGAUGACCUUUUCCCAUCCGAAGCUGCCAAUGGACCUACAGCGGCGGGGGCUGAGGACCCCCUGCAUGACAUGCAAGCCUCCACCGACGGCUCUGGGGACGACGAGAGCUUCAUGACUGCACCCACAAAUCUCCCUGCCACCGAAGAGCAGAAUGGCGACGACCGUUCCACAUUUCCGGGAAUGGGCCAUUCGCGAGCCGACAUUAUCAGCCUCCUCGAGCAUAUGCGGGAGGUCAACGAGCAUGAGGAUGCGGUGGCUGCAGGAAUCAUCCCUCCCGGCCGAGCCAGCCAUCCCAGCCGCGACCUUCGGCCAGAUGAGUUAGUGGCGAUGGCUGACGCUGAUCCUCAUCGGUAUGCCUGUCUUGUGGCAACGGAGAUCAAUAUGCCUAUACUCCCUGGACUCAUGCCCCCAGGCGAAGAGCAGAACGAGGUGCAGCAAAUGGCGGCAUGGAUUGCUCAGAUAACGAGCAUAGAAGGCAGACUCCCGGGCCUAGAUCUUCUUAGCUUCGACAGCAGUGAUCUCCCAUCCUACUCCCCAGCAGGGCAGUCUGGGUCUCAGGACAUAACCAUACGGGUGUUAGGUCGGGGAACCCAGCUCCCAGUCUAUUCCAGCGAUCAUGAUGAGAGCGAUGACCCUCAAUUCAUAGAUGCGGACCUGAGUUGUGAGCAGCAUGAUCCAGCUGUGGGCGAAGAUGGGGUUUAG
This is a messenger RNA of Penicillium macrosclerotiorum, 792 nucleotides long. RefSeq lists its product as uncharacterized. The transcript has a single exon. NCBI's taxonomy places the organism in Eukaryota, Fungi, Ascomycota, Eurotiomycetes, Eurotiales, Aspergillaceae. The record is from RefSeq and is a predicted model, not a curated record. The coding region runs from base 1 to 792 and encodes 263 amino acids.